GGAGAACAAAGAAAUGCAUCAACUAUUACAAAAACAAUAUGAAAAUAAUUAUGACGGUUUACAUGCUAUACUAGGGCAACUUGAGCAGUUAACUAACAAAGAAAUUUACGAAAAACAAAAUGAAGAAUAUAAUAAAAAUUUUGAGGCUUUAAAAAAUACUUACCGAAAUAUUUUCGAGAUUAAUGAAAAACAGAAGAAAUUAAAUGAAAAAAAGGCUGAACCAAAGGAUAAACAAAAGGUGGACCUUAUGUCCCAAAUGUAUCAACUUUGGCUAAAAGAGUUAGAAGAUAAUAAAAAACGCAAAAUGUCUGAGGCUGGCCCAAGUAAUACAAAUGCUGAUCACUCAAAUCAACGCCAUUCGAUAGAUUAUUCAAAAAUAUUCUUCAACGAGUUACAAAAACAGCAAAUUAUUGCCUUACAAAUAUUAGGUAAAAACAAUCAAACACUUCACAUCCUUCAAUUAAAACAUUCUUAUCAUAUAAAAACUUUGUUUAAUUUAAAUUUGCAUAUUUUGCAAAACACCCCAAAUCUUGGAGAAAAAUACCAACAACAUUUGCAUAUCUUAAAUGAAACGUAUAAAUUAAUUCAAAUUUUAAAUGAGUUUAACCAACGUUUAAUGGGAAGUUUGAACGCUAUUGUUAUGUAUCCAAUACAGCUUUACUCUCCUCUUUUAAAAAAUUUUAUUGAAAUGAAUCAACAGGCUCAAAAUGAACAGAAUUGGAUAUUUAAUGAAGUUGGAAAGAUAUACCCAAAUUUGUUGGAGAAAUUAAUGCAACAGCCGUGA
This is a messenger RNA of Meloidogyne enterolobii, 784 nucleotides long. The record is from the annotation of a GenBank genome assembly. NCBI's taxonomy places the organism in Eukaryota, Metazoa, Nematoda, Chromadorea, Rhabditida, Meloidogynidae.